This is a messenger RNA of Arabidopsis arenosa, 2078 nucleotides long. The record is from the annotation of a GenBank genome assembly. NCBI's taxonomy places the organism in Eukaryota, Viridiplantae, Streptophyta, Magnoliopsida, Brassicales, Brassicaceae.
AAACCAAUUCCAGAGAUCAUUAUCGUUCCUAAACAAUUUCAAAACCACAAUGUUCAACAACAACAGUGUCUCGAUCUCAGUAUCAGACGACGAAUCCAACGAUUUGAAUCGGAUCCGAGCUCGAACCCGACGAAAGCGGAAGAAAUUGAGUCACAGAACCACCUACGAGCUUCCUCGUCACGUUCUAAGGCUUUUCGUGAGAUACUGGGUCGUAUUAGUUUUUCUUCUCGCAGUUGUGUUGCUUGUAUUUGAAUCAACGAGGAUUGGGAUCAAAUCUAGUGUGUUGAAGAAUCCAGAUUCGAGUGGAAAAGAGAGUCCUAGUAAGAAAAAUGAAGGAAAUUUGAAUCGAUUGGAUCCGACUACGAAGGUUAUUGGUGGUGUUAGACAACGUUGUUUGAAGCUUUUGCCACCUGAGGAGCUUGAGCAUCUUGAUAUCUUAGAGCGGAAAGAUUCAGGCACUCCGGUUAAGAGAGUUGUGUAUCUAACUGAUGCGGAUGUGUCGAUGGGUGAAAUGAAAGCUGUUCGAGGUAAUGGGACGCGGUUUAAUUUAUUCACGGGGAAUCAGACUUUUGCUGAGAGAGAGAAUAGUUUUCAGGUAAGGGAAACAGUUUCUUUGCAUUGUGGAUUUUUUAAUGAAAAUGGGGGGUUUAGGAUUUCGGAUAAGGAUAAGAGGUUUAUGCAAACAUGUGAAGUUGUAGUCUCGACGUGUGCGUUUGGUGGUGGUGAUAAUCUUUAUGAACCUAUUGGAAUGUCUAAGGCAUCAAGUCAAAAGGUUUGCUAUGUUGCGUUUUGGGAUGAAGUUACUCUUGCAACACAAGAAGCAGAGGGUCAUAAGAUCGAUGAGAAUGAUCACAUUGGAAAGUGGCGUAUUGUGAUUGUAAAGGAUCUGCCUUUUACAGACCAAAGGCUUAAUGGGAAGAUCCCAAAGAUGUUGGCCCAUCGCCUUUUCCCGGAUGCCAAGUACUCGAUUUGGGUAGAUUCAAAGUCCCAGUUUAGAAGAGACCCACUUGGUGUACUAGAUGCUCUUCUUUGGAGAACAAACUCGGUGCUUGCAAUUUCAGAACAUGGAGCUCGAAGCAGCGUAUAUGAUGAGGCAAAAGCUGUUGUCAAGAAACACAAAGCUACACCCGAAGAAGUUGAAGUCCAAAUAAAUCAAUACCGACAUGACAAAUUACCUGAAGAUAAAAGAUUCAAUGGGAAAAAAGCUUUAUCUGAAGCCUCUGUGAUUGUGAGGGAACACACUCCAUUGACAAAUCUCUUCAUGUGCCUCUGGUUCAAUGAAGUUGUCCGCUUCACUUCGCGUGAUCAAUUGAGUUUCCCAUACGUUCUUUGGCGAUUGAAAGUUCUCAAGAACAUCAACAUGUUCCCUGUGUGUACACGUAAAGAUCUCGUCAAUAGCAUAGGCCAUUUAGAAACUCCUCUUUGUAUCUCAUAUUCUUCUCCGAUCAUGCUAACUAGAAUCAUCUUCCUCAUCGCUGUCGCCACUGCUUUCCUCGUUGUUCUUCUACUCGCUUUAUUCUCACCCGUUCCUGAUUACGACCCGCCUGGAUCAUUCUUCUCCUUCUCCCUCUAUGUUCAACAAACCCACACCCCAUCUUCCUCCUAUUCUUCUCGUCGGUCCAGCCAACACAUAGCCCAACCGCACAGCCACGGAGGAGGAAAAGGAGCAUUGAUAUUCCGGCGUACUCUUACGGAAGGACCCGAAAACAAUUCACGGAUCGUAGGCAAAGCCGAGGGAUUUAUAAUCCCACAUGAAGACUUUGCUAACUCGGAUUUUAACGUGAUAUACUUGACGUUGGAGACUCCUGAGUACACCGGGAGUGUUAGCAUUAGGAGCAGAGACAUGGCACAUAAAUUGAAAGAGGUUAUGGAGGUAGUAGGAGGGACAGGAGCUUUCGCUUUUGCUCGCGGAAUCGCCAUGUUUAAUGAGAUUGAUGAUCAUGAGGAAGAAGCUGUAACCACUUACCGUGUUAAGCUUCUGCUUAGAUUUCCACAUACUUCUCACGUAGAUCCACAAUGAUGAACACUUUUGUAUUACAAUACAUAUAUCUGUGUAUAAAUAAAGUUAUUUACAGAUU